UGAUGAAUAUUCUGUAAAAUCACUUCAAUCUGCAAUUAAUGCACUUAAUCAGUAUUUUAAUGGUAAGACAAGCAAAAUUAAACUGAUUGACUUAAAUGAUAAAAAGACACAUCCUGAUCUUUGGCCCAAAUGUCCUCCUAAUGCUGAUCCUCAAUUCUAUCUACAUUCUAUAAAAGGAAUUUAUGUAGAGUCAUAUGAUAUUGAUAUUUCUGGUCAUAAAAUAUCAAACCAAACUGGGCAUAAAACUUUAAUACAACUUUUAAAAUCUCUUGGUUUAUCUGAUUAUAAAACAAUGUCAAUUUCACGCCACAAAUCACAAAAAGGGUUAGCAUCUUAUGAACAUCCAAUUAAACAUGUGCAAGAACUUGGAUAUCAGGCUUUGAACAAGGCAAUUAGUUAUCAUAAUAAAGAAGUAAAUG
Dentiscutata erythropus is the source of this 419-nucleotide messenger RNA. The record is from the annotation of a GenBank genome assembly. Lineage: Eukaryota; Fungi; Glomeromycota; Glomeromycetes; Diversisporales; Gigasporaceae.